This is a messenger RNA of Seriola dumerili (greater amberjack), 2422 nucleotides long. RefSeq names its product very long-chain acyl-CoA synthetase-like. The transcript is spliced from 10 exons. Gene Ontology annotation, molecular function: long-chain fatty acid-CoA ligase activity; long-chain fatty acid transmembrane transporter activity. NCBI's taxonomy places the organism in Eukaryota, Metazoa, Chordata, Actinopteri, Carangiformes, Carangidae. The record is from RefSeq and is a predicted model, not a curated record. Bases 1 to 1860 code for a protein of 619 amino acids.
AUGUAUAUUAUUUCAGUCAUUUUAGCAACUAUCCUCAUCAUACCAUUCGCAUUGAAAACCUUCUCUCCUUAUCUUUGGAUGGAUAUUCUGUAUUUCGGGGACCUACUGCGGAUUUUCGUGAGGUUUGUGUCAAGGCGAAGAAGGAGACCUCUCUUCUUUGUUUUGGACCGUUUCUUGGAGCAGACCGCCGCGCUGCCACACAAGCCCUUCAUUGUGUUUGAAAAUGAGAUAUACUCGUACACUCACACGGAUAAAAGGAGUAACAAAGUGGCCAACGCGCUCCGGACUCAGCGCGGUUACAGAGCCGGAGACACCGUCGCACUGUUCAUGGGGAAUGAACCCGCCUUCUUGUUUACCUGGCUGGCUUUGGCUAAGUUAGGGUCUCCUGUGGCUCUGCUCAACCACAACAUCCGCACCAAGUCUCUGCUGCACUGCUUUAACUGCUGCAAGGCUAAAGUGCUGAUAGCAGCCUCAGAACUAAAGGACGCCGUGGAGGAUGUGCUGCCCUCCCUGACAGAGCAGGGCGUCACCGUCCUCCUGAUGACCAAACACUGUGACACACCUGGAAUCGAGAGCUUCUCUGAUAAAGUGGACGAGGCGCCGGACACCCCGCUCCCUCAGUCCCUCCGAUCGCACAUCACAUUCAAAAGUCCUGCAGUUUAUAUUUACACCUCUGGAACUACAGGUCUCCCUAAGGCAGCUGUGGUCAAUCAGAACCGCCUCCUGACAGCUCUGGCUGUUUUAGCUUCAAAUGGUGUAAUGCCUAGUGAUGUCAUCUACCUCAACCUGCCUCUGUACCACACAGCUGGAUUUAUUGUGGGCUUUAUUGGCUCCAUUGAGACAGGGUCAACUAUCAUCCUGAAGAGGAAGUUUUCUGCCUCUCAGUUUUGGGACGACUGCAGGAAACACAGUGUGACUGUUAUCCAGUACAUCGGAGAGGUGAUGCGUUACCUCUGUAGCACAUCAAAGAGAGAAAAUGACAAGGACCAUAAAGUAAGACUGGCCAUUGGUAAUGGUGUCAGAGCAGACGUAUGGAGAGAGUUUCUCAGUCGCUUUGGGAACAUUCAGGUCCGAGAGUUUUACGCCUCCACUGAGGGAAAUGUGGGAUUUAUCAACUAUGCGGGGAAAAUUGGAGCCAUUGGACGUGUCCACUUCUUGCAUCGGAAGCUGUUUCCCUACACUCUUGUCAAGUAUGACACAGAGCGAGAUGAACCAAUCCGAGACGCUAACGGCCUCUGUGUGGAGUCACCCAAAGGUGAGACAGGACUGCUGGUGUCCAAGAUCACAGACAUCGCUCCUUUUGUCGGCUACGCCCAGAGUGAGGAACAAACGGAGAGGAAAAGACUUCGUGACGUUCUCAAGAAAGGAGAUCUUUACUUCAACAGUGGAGACCUAAUGAGGAUUGAUAAAGACAACUUCAUUUACUUUCAGGAUCGUGUAGGUGACACAUUCAGGUGGAAAGGUGAGAAUGUGGCCACGACCGAGGUGUCUGACAUCCUGACCAUCAGUGAUUGUCUCAAAGAGGCCAACGUUUAUGGAGUCCAAGUGCCAGGACACGAGGGCCGGAUAGGAAUGGCGGCUGUCACUGUGGAGGAAGGCGCCCAAUUUGAUGGAAGUAAAAUGUAUAGCCAUGUGGUCAGCUACCUGCCCUCAUAUGCCCGACCUCGCUUUAUAAGGAUACAGAACGCUGUGGAGGUGACUGGGACUUUCAAGCAGAUGAAGGUGAAGUUGGUGGAGGAGAGUUUUGAUCCAGGACGUAUCCAGGACCCUCUUUAUGUCCUUGUCGAUAAUGAGAAGGCCUACAUACCGCUGACGUCUCCGGUCUACUCCUCCAUCAUAUCAGGAAACAUCAAACUAUGAGCAGGUUCUUAGUGUUCACUAACUGCAUGCUUUUCUGACUGGCUGCAUUGAUACUUUUAAUAGUGAACUUCCAGCUCAGGGACAGAACAAAUCUCAAAGUAUAACUUAUACAGUAUGUAGUAAACCAACAUGGAGACAUAAACAUCUUUGUCAAUAGCAGUUCAUGGGAGUCAAACGUUUAAAACGUAAUCGUAAGGAUUAAUCUCAGGGGCCAGAGUCAGCCUGCGAGGAGUGGAGGGAGUUUGAUAUACAUAAAUGAUAUACAUAUACUUACUGACAAGUGGUAAUAUAAAUAGUGUAUUUACUAGCAUGAUGAGGACCGCUGUUUCUAAAGUAAUCUGUCUAAUAAUGGUGUGGAGAAGUGUUGCUGUUGGGGUGAUCGCAUCAAAGACACAACAUGGAUAAACAGAUAGUGUACAGUCUAACAGUCUUCAUGGAGAGCAAACUAUAAUGCAGUGACUUUCUCUCACAGGUACUAUCUGAUGUACUCAACAGAUUACUUUGUUUUUAGGAAAGAUGUAAGUAGCGUGUAGUGGUUUUAGAAUUACUUAUUAUAAAUGAC